This is a messenger RNA of Setaria italica (foxtail millet), 393 nucleotides long. RefSeq lists its product as uncharacterized. The transcript has a single exon. Gene Ontology annotation, molecular function: protein kinase activity; ATP binding. The record is from RefSeq and is a predicted model, not a curated record. Lineage: Eukaryota; Viridiplantae; Streptophyta; Magnoliopsida; Poales; Poaceae. Bases 1 to 393 code for a protein of 130 amino acids. Gene Ontology annotation, biological process: protein phosphorylation.
AUGGCCACCGCCUGCGUAGAAGCUGCUGCCGCCGCCGCCGUCACCCGCCGCCACGCCGCCGCGCAGCCGACCCGCGUCGCCAUAGGCACCACGGACGACUACGAGGAGGAGCCCUGCUGCCUUGGCGCGGGAUCCUUCGGCGCCGUCGUCAGGGCGCGCCACCGCCGCACCGGCCGGGCCGUCGCCAUCAAGCGUCUCCGCACGCCCGCCGGCGGCCACGCGGCGCUGCUGCGGGAGGCGCUCUUCCUCCAGGCGUGCGCCGGGAACCCCUUCGUAGUCGGCUCCUGCGGCCCCGCCCGCGACCCGGCCACCGUGGAGCUCUGCCUCGUCAUGGACUGCGUUCUUGAGUUUGUAACAAGGUUGCUGGCAGCCUGGCAGACCAUGAGGUUGUAA